UGCGUGGACGAUGCUGUUUCAUUUCCUGUGUCUUCUUCGGUCACUCUGUUGUGGUUGUCGCUUCCCCUGACUCAGCUGCUGGUUAAAUGUGACCGGUUUUAAAGAAAUAUUAUAUUAAUUAUAAAGUUACUCAAAUAUUAUAUACCAGAAUGUCUAACUCUUUUGUUGUUACUACUACUACAACCACAACAACAUCCACCUCGAAUGGAGGAUUUUGCAACAUCGGUUAUGCGCGUUCAUUUCAAGGAUUACUGAAAAUCGGCCAAGUGGUGAUCCUCCUGAUUGCUUUCCUUUGUGUGUACUGUGAGGAUCGGCGGAUUGAAUACUCUGCCUUCAACUACUUUGAGGUGGUCACUGCAUGGUUUCUCAUCAUCUUCUCAGUCUUCUUCCUCAUGCAUUUGUUUCGACUUCAAAGCAAGAUCACAUGCAUCAACUGGAUAUUGGCGGAGUUUUUACAUUAUGCUGUGGGAGGAAUCCUGGUCUUUAUCGCCUCAAUAGUUGUAGCCGUGAAGAGUUAUGAGGUCUCAGCUUUGAUUGCUGGAUCUGUGUUUGGCUUUAUAGCUACUUUUCUUAUUGCAAUCAGCAUAUGGACUUCUUACAAGGUCACAUGUGGCUCUCAACCAACUGGUGCUGUAGUGUAACCGGGUGGAAGAAACCCAGUCUUAUCAGCUGGAAGUAGCAAGAGCAAUUCUCAGUGUGUUCUGGAGAGAUGAUGAGUUCUUUAAGGACAUUAAUGGGACAUUUUUGGUUGUUUUUGAAGGUGAUGUAUGCUUUUAAGAGUGGAUUUCUUCAUCAAAACUUUAUUGCCUCAGUGAACUUAAUCGGCUGGGAUCAAACUCCGAAUUUUCCAGGAGUAAGACUGGUUUAUUAUAAGAGUGGAGUUUUGAUAUACUUGUCAACAAUGUCUGAAUGAGAAUGUUUACAUUAUUUAUUUGACAGUAUAUUGUGUGACCCGGAUUUGAUUCAGUGCCUAUGAUCAAAGAAUAUUUUAAUUGAAAUUAAGUCUUUGAGAAGAACUGAUGCUGACAUACAGUAUUAUUAUUACUAUUAUUACAUGAAUUGAAGUGUAUUUUUGCUUUUCCCAGUAUCUCUAUAUAUGAUUUUAUGAUAUGCAAAUGUAAAGUUUGAAGAAUGUAUGUUUGGCUUUCUAAAUGUACGUCCUUUUUUUA
This is a messenger RNA of Carassius auratus (goldfish), 1169 nucleotides long. RefSeq names its product CKLF-like MARVEL transmembrane domain-containing protein 7. Lineage: Eukaryota; Metazoa; Chordata; Actinopteri; Cypriniformes; Cyprinidae. The transcript is spliced from 5 exons. Gene Ontology annotation, cellular component: membrane. The coding region runs from base 150 to 641 and encodes 163 amino acids. The record is from RefSeq and is a predicted model, not a curated record.